CUUAUUGUUCUACUACAUGGUUGGUCCACAAGCAGAAAUUUGCCAAGGCAUGGACAAAUCAUGUGAUGCAUUUUGGAACAACAACAAGUAACAGGGCUGAAGGUGCACAUGCCAGCUUGAAGUUGAUGUUGCGGAACAGUAAGGGUGACCUGGCCACAUCAUGGGAUGCGUCGCAUAGUUUGACCACCAAUCGCCACACUGAGAUAGUAGCAUCGUUUGAGCGCAGUAUGAAUAAAAUUGAUCACCUUUUCAAGACCCCUUUCUACACAAAUAUUAGGGGAUUUGUGUCAAUCAAAUGCCUGAAACUCAUUGAUGCUGAACUGACAAGAAUGCGAGCCUGCGGCGGCAGAUGCGAUUGCUUAUUGAGAGAGACUCAUGGACUACCUUGCGGUUGUCAACUUGCAUAUUAUGAGAGGAUUCCGUACGAGGCCAUUCAUCCAUUCUGAAAGAGCCUAAGUUGGGAGCAUGUACCUGUUGCAGAUACUGGCAGCUCAGAUAUUUGCGGACUAAACCAUGGAGAGAUGCACCCAGAAGUUGAGGCACUGACACGUUACUUCCAUUCUUUGGAUACUGGAGGGCAGAGUAUGGUAAGGAGGAAGCUUCAAGCGAUAUAUUGUCCUGAAAGGAGUACACCAUGUACUCCUGAGCUUCGGAUAAAGUCCAACCGCACUCCUAAGUUGAAGGAGAGCAAACAACCCAAGGGUCGAGCAAUAGGAUCCUUGACUCGUGAUCCUUCAGCGUUUGAACUUACUGACAAGAAGAUUAAAGAGGAAAAGAAGUCUUCACAACCAGCAAAGAGGAAGAAGCGUGUGAAGAAGUCUGAUACAAGCCAUUUCAUGUGUAACUUUCCAGCCUUUCUCUAUCCAUAUAUUGGCACAAUUACAGAUGUUGAGGAUGAUGGUAACUGUGGCUAUAGAUCCAUUGCUGCAUUAAUGGGGCAUUCCGCCGGUCAGGACGGUUGGCCUUGGGUUAGGGCUACAUUGAUGCAAGAACUUGAGACCAAUGUGUUAAUGUAUAAUAGGAUGUGGGGCACAGAUGUUGUUUAUGGCUUACAUAAUCGUCUCACUCUUCCUAUUGGUGACCCGGCCACCCCUGACAAAUGGUUUCAACUGCCAGAGAUGGGAUACCUUGUUGCCACAAAGUACCAAUUGGUUCUCGUAUCCUUAUCCUCUAUGGGUUGUAACACAUACUUUCCACUGAUAGGAGCCGGCCCACGAGAUGAGCAUUCUGUUAUAGCUAUUGGACAUGUGAUAAAUCACUGGGUACAGCUCCAAUUAACUCCUGGACAUCCUAUGCCGACUAUUGCUCCCCAGUGGGAUUGGCACGCUGAUCUUGCCUCCAAAUACUGGCGCAACCUAUAUGGUCCACGUUUAGGCAUGUAUGAUGCACAAUUCCAAGCUUGGCUUGGUGCUUUUAGUGGUCAUGCGGACUAUGUGGACAUCACCACAGAUUGAAUGUUCUUGUAUUGUGUAAUAUUAAUUUGUAAACUCUCUGUAAUUUGGUAGAAUGUGGCCCUUAUCACAGGUUGUUGUUAAUGAUGAAAACCUAGACAUCAUCGUAGAUUGGCAGGUUCAUGCGUGUACUUUUGGUAAUGUUAAUUUGAUGUACUUUUGGUAAUGUUAAUUUGAUGUACUCUUGU
This is a messenger RNA of Lotus japonicus, 1639 nucleotides long. RefSeq lists its product as uncharacterized. The coding region runs from base 522 to 1454 and encodes 310 amino acids. Lineage: Eukaryota; Viridiplantae; Streptophyta; Magnoliopsida; Fabales; Fabaceae. The transcript has 4 exons. The record is from RefSeq and is a predicted model, not a curated record.